CAAUGAGUUUUAUCAUGAGCAGUAGUCCAUCAACAACUGCGUCUCAACAUAUCAAUAGUCCAAGUGUGUGAUAAAAUAUAUAAAAUAAUUUUUUUAAUUAAAUUAUAAAAUUGCAAAUUAGCUAAAUUAUCUUGAUAAUUUUUUAUUAUAAAAAAAUAAAUAACCUAAUUAUUUUAAAUUUAUAAAAAAAUAAGUAAAUUUGUUGGUUUAAAGAGAAAGGAAAAAAAUCUAUUAAUCUUUUGGUUUUUAUUUUACAGCUUGAAAGGAUUUUAGUCAAAGGCUAAAAUAAGUAUAUUAAUAAAAUGACAGAGUUGAAGCAAUUUACUAGAGCGGAAAUUGCAAACAGUGGUGAAAAGAUAACGAGAAUAAUAAUUCACGAUAAAGUUUAUGAUGUCAGUAAAUUUUUGAAUGAACAUCCAGGUGGUGAAGAAGUAUUAUUGGAACAAGCUGGAAAAGAUGCAUCAGAUGAUUGGGAUGAUGUUGGACAUUCAAAUGAUGCUAUUGAAUUAAUGAAAAAUUAUUUAAUUGGUGAAAUUGUCAAAGGAGAACGUAAAAAUAGUAAACCCAAAGAACCAUGGUCUACUCGUAAUACAAAAAAACAAAAUAAUAAUGAUACAUCAUCAUCAUCAUCAAACAAAAAUUAUAUUAUUGCUGGUAUUUUUGCAAUAUUAAUUGCAAUUAUAUAUCUCCAAUUAAAUUAAUUAUUUCAAAUAAAAAAAAAUUAAUUACAUUUCCAUAAAAAAUAUAUAUUGAACAAAAAAAAAAACCUAGAUGUAAGUGAAUUUUUAAAAUUGAAUAAAAAUAAAAUUCAACACAAAUCUAUUGUAUUUUUAUUUUUGUACCAAAAAAAAACAAAAACAAUAAAAAAA
This is a messenger RNA of Aphidius gifuensis, 869 nucleotides long. RefSeq names its product cytochrome b5-like. Lineage: Eukaryota; Metazoa; Arthropoda; Insecta; Hymenoptera; Braconidae. The transcript is spliced from 2 exons. The coding region runs from base 303 to 701 and encodes 132 amino acids. The record is from RefSeq and is a predicted model, not a curated record. Gene Ontology annotation, cellular component: membrane; intracellular membrane-bounded organelle. Gene Ontology annotation, molecular function: heme binding.